CUUGCUCCUCCGUCCCCGUGACUCCUCUCCCCGCCUGCUGAAUAGCCCCCUCCCUCUCAGUCUAUUCCUUUCUCUCUCCCCUUACCCUAAUUUCUCCACCCUUGGAGGUCCUUCCCCCCCCCUCAGCCUUCACUUCCUAGCGUGUCAACAUGGGUCGCGUCCGCACAAAGACGGUGAAGCGCUCAGCGCGGCUGAUCAUCGAGAAGUACUACUCGCGCAUGACGCUCGACUUCCAGACGAACAAGAAGAUCUGCGAUGAGGUGGCCGUCAUCCCCACGAAGCGCCUCCGCAACAAGAUCGCGGGCUUCGCGACGCACCUGAUGAAGCGCAUUCAGAAGGGCCCCGUGCGCGGCAUCUCGCUGAAGCUGCAGGAGGAGGAGAGGGAGCGGCGCAUGGACUUCGUCCCUGACGAGUCCGCCAUCAAGACGGACGUCAUUGAGGUCGACCCUGUCACCCUGGACAUGCUCAAGGCCAUCAACAUGGCUACCCUUCCCGGUGUCACUCUGGUUCAGCCUCAAACUGGUGGUGGUGGCCCUGUUGGAGGCUACGGCGGAAGGUCAUAGAUUCUCGAAUCAGGCCCAGUCAAAGUUCAAUAUGGAGGAAAAACAGGGCCAACAGUCUACCUUGUAUUACAGGAGUCAGCAGCCAGCUAGAUAUUUGCCAUAGAAGCCGUGUACAGCAGGAUCUGCUGCUCAUUCAAUUCUUGUCAGUGGUUCUGCUUGGCUCAAUGUGCUGUUGUUUCUGGAUGAAGAGCAAAAUGCCUCAUUCGAGUGAGCUACAUUGGAGCUUUGUAACAAGUGGACGAAAUGUAGAAUCGAUAACCCUUGUUGAAUUUUGAAUGGUAAGUAAUUGACCGCGUGUAA
Molecule: messenger RNA, 863 nt
Organism: Closterium sp. NIES-67
Lineage: Eukaryota; Viridiplantae; Streptophyta; Zygnematophyceae; Desmidiales; Closteriaceae
Source: the annotation of a GenBank genome assembly